CGAAAUACGCGUUCGAGUGAGAAUUAGGGUGCGUUCCUUUGGGCUGGACUGGAUUAGUGGUCCAAGAUCACUCGGAUCAGGGUGCAUGAAACCGUGACUAGAGUGGAUUUAUCGGCCUAUUUGAUGUACCAUGAUCGUCUUGGAUCACUAAUCCAGAUCACCCAAAAGGAACGCACCCUUCCACGCGCACGGUGUAGACACGUAAAAGAGUACAAGCAACAUAGGUAAAAUGCAAAGUAGAGACUGAAAAAGGAAUUUUCACGGAACGGAAGAGCAGGAGUACCUCCACUUCGCAGAACCUAAGAACUCCCGGUUUCUAUCCCGGUCCCCACCUCUUCUCUGGCCAUGGUGGCCUUGAGAGAUGCCCACCGGACGUUCUCGCAGGCCACUACUCUGGGGAGCCUCAACAGGGAAAGCUACUGUAGUCAGACACAUGCAUUCAUGUUCCCCUUCCCUUGAGGCAGUCGUGACGAGCCAGGCCGUCUGAUCAGACUAACGCUUGGGAACUUCUUGGUUGUCACUCAAACUCUCGGUGCUCAAAAUGCCAUUUUAGGCGAGAAAAGGCGUCACUAAUUACUAGUUCACAUAAAAACGCUAACUAUUUUGUUCAGUGUUGACCUAUGAACGAUGCCUCAAUGUAAUCCUCCAUUGUUCUUCCUUGGCUACUAAAGAAUGGAUUUUCUAAGUAAUGAAAGAAAAAAAAAACUCGCUCUGAUGCAGCAGCUAGAAGAGUGUUAGCAAACUAAAACCAGUUGUCAUGUGUCAGUGAACUGUGUAGUAGUGACUGACGCCUGCUGAUGCCUAGAUUUCUCCUGGCAAACUUUCAGUCAGUUUUUGUCACUAUUUUUCCGGUAUAAUGCUCAAUAAUUUCUCUUUUUCACUAUAAUGCUCAAAAUAAUGCCUGUGUAAAGAGUAAAACCUUAAUUGAAGUUGGACAACAAGUCACGGUCUUUCGAUUUCUUUCUUUUGGACCUUGUGCGCGAAUUUUGAUACUGUUCCCGCCAUUAGUUUCCAGUCUUCUUCUUCUCUGUCUGCAACAAAACAAAAUGGCGGGUGGCAAAACGAACAAAAAUCCAUGGGCGACCGCGAGCAGUAAUUUUGUUGUGACUGAUUUUUUCGUAAAAUCAGAAUAAUAAUUAUCAUUUAUUAUAAUUAUCAUUAUCACUCCCGAUGAAGAAAACUCCCAUGUCCAGUCGACCUUCAUCAUUUAGUUCAAGCUCUAGCCAUGUAAACAAAACAAGAAAUGUUACUGCCAGGACAAGGGUUGCAGGAUCCCCAAGUAGUAAUGCAUAUACCACAGAUUUCAAAGGGACGUCAUCUAGAAAUGCAAGUGCUAUCAGGCUGUCAACCUUAGACACACAGACACCUACAGGAGUGAAAGACAGACUGUUACAAAAAUGCCAACAAGAGUUGGAGACUCUGAAAAGAGAAAAUAGUGAACUUAAAGCAGAGCUACUCUUCAUUAGGUCUCUUUAUAAACAGCUUGUGGAGGAGGUGCCAAUGGAGAAAUUUGAUGAAAGAAGAGUGAACUUGCUGAAGUCACAAGUUAUACAACUCGAGAGACAGGUUCUUCUUCAAUCCAGUGCAUUACAAGCCAGAAGGAAUGUUUUCCUGCAAGUUGAAAAUAAACUUUUAAACCUAAAGGAGAUCUUGAGGAGUCUUCAUUCAUCAGACGAUUCCUCAAAUUACAUAACAGUAGCACGUGAAUAUGUGCAGAAUUUGGAAUACAAAGUAGAAGGAGCAAGGCUUGAUUUAUAUAAAAACAAAGAGAUUGCAGAAACUGACGAUCUUUCUCUGCCAGCUGUGUACAUGAGUGAUUUUCUGAAACAGUCCAAAAGUGGUGAAGAUCAAGCCUUGACAUUGUUGGACUGUUGUAGUGGCAAAGUGGACCAUCUUAACUUGAAGCAUGUGUCUAGACUAGAAUCCAAGCUCUGUAAGCUGUACAAGAACAUGGUGUGUCUGAAUGAAAUGCUUCAACACCAACCUUCAGGGAUCUUAACCAGUGAACAUAUAUCACAGCCAAUCAGAGACAGAUUAGCAGGUCAUAUGACAACAGUGACUGACAUGCUGAGAGACUGCAGUGAAGACCUGUUGUCUCUUUCUGUCCUCUACCCUGCUGCACCAUGGGUAAGAUUCAGUUGGAGUCAUUACAUUACUGCUAACAUGACGUCUCACAACUACCUGCCCUUCUUCCCUUUGNGUGUGUUUGUUGUAAUGUGUACUGUGUUUUCUUGCCUCAACAGCGAAGCAUACCAAACAUUUGAAGGAAACUUGAAAGAACUGCUUUGUAAACCCUUGGAAGAAAUUCUCAGUGCUUAUGGAAAACUGAAGGACACAGCUUCUGAACAUGACUUGAGAAAUUUCCUUUCAUCAUUCAAGGAUCAUGCUCCCCAGUUAUCAGAUGCCUUGGAAUUUCUUCAGUCCCAUAAUCAUGAAGAUGAACAAGGAGUAUCUGCCUUAUCAGAGUUCCAUACACACUUUAUUGACUCACUGCACUCAUUGACAAGGGGGUGUGUAGCCAAGCGAGACAUGCUAAUAAAACAGCUACUGGAAGCCAAGGAUGGUGGACUAAGUGGUGAUACCACGACAGCAGACAAUGAAACACUGAACACUUCUGAAUGUGGACAAGAUCUUGACGUCCCACACCAAACAAGUACAUGACACACACUUGCACAGGGACUAGAUUGUUGUCAUCAUUAUCAUCAUCAUCAUUAUUAUUCACUGGCUAAUGUGCU
This is a messenger RNA of Orbicella faveolata, 2735 nucleotides long. RefSeq lists its product as uncharacterized. The record is from RefSeq and is a predicted model, not a curated record. Lineage: Eukaryota; Metazoa; Cnidaria; Anthozoa; Scleractinia; Merulinidae.